AUGGCGCCGGGAGAACUGGACUACGAGAGUGAUCCCGAGGAGCUCGAGCGCUCCUUGGCGACGAGGAGGAGAGAAGCCAGUGAUGACGACGACGACGAUGCUGAUGGGGUUAGAAAUCGGAGGGCUGAUAUUGAUUCCGACCUAUCGGAUGAAGAGGUGGUUGGUGCCGUCAAGUAUGAUAACGACGAAAACAAGAGUGAAGAUGGAGAGGAUAGUUACGAGGAGGAAGAAGGUGAUGAGUUUAGGGAAGAUGAAGUCGAUGAUGACGACGAGAGGAGUAACAUGACCAAGGCAGCAGAAGAUGCGCCAGCUAUUAUCGAUGGAGAGGAAGAAAAGGAGAAGCAAUCUGCUGCAGUGCCCACUGGUGGAGCUUUUUAUAUGCAUGAUGACAGAUUUCAGGAACUCUCUGCCGGCCGAAGCAGGCGAAUGCGUGGUGGAAGGCAAUCGUGGGGAGACGAAAGGAAAUGGGGACAUGACAAAUUUGAAGAGAUGAAUACUCAGGAGAAACAUUAUGAUGUAGAGCUUCUGUCUUUGAAGACUUCUAGAGGCCGUGGCAGAGGCCGUGGUCGGGGUAGGGGACAAGGGCGUGGAUACACUAGAGGGAACAGUUCUAACGCAUCAUCCAACAAUGGACAGCAAAUUUUUGUUCGUAAAACUGCCGCACGAGGGGGAGGGCCCAGGAAAUAUGAGCCUCCCCUUAGCAAAGGCAAUCAAUCACAUUCCGCGCAGAGCAAACAAUCACGAAAUUCUCAUGGGUCACAAAAUUCUAAUGAAAGAAUGUCACACCUCGGUUCACGGCGUUCACCAAGUGACCCUGCUAAAACUGGGAAUGAAGGUGCUCACACCAAACAGAAUGUAGUUGCUUCAAGUCUAAGUUCUGCUUCUCCUCCAUUUUAUCCUUCAGUGUCCUCGAAUAACUUGGUACAUGGUAUACAAGUUGGUAUGGAAAGACUCAACACGAAUGAAAGUGACGCACCUUCUGGGAAGAAGUACAGGAAUACAAAAUCCGAUUUUUCACCAGUUUAUACUCCCCGGACUGAAAAUUUUCAGUCCACGGGUCAAGGUAGAGGUGCACCUGCUGCUGGGAAUGUGUUUUACCCCCAAUCUCACAGUCAAGGUGUAAGAUUUUCAUCACCAAAGCAACUCAAUGGAGAUUCAAAAGGCACUGGCCAAAGCAAUAUUAGACCUCCCGGUCAGGGUUUUGAUCAGCAGUCUGCGGACAUCAGAUCGUUGCCUUCCUCUACCCAGAAAUCUAGCUCAUCAAGAACUCGGUAUCCUCUUGGUGAAACAGAAUCUGCAUUGGGAACAGAAGUAUGGAUUGCUAAGGGAAAAGGGUCUCCCCAGCCAGGUGGAAGUGGCGCGUUGAUGUAUAGUGGAUCUCAAGUGAUGGGGCGAGCAGAAAGUUUAGCAUCUGGUGACAAUUCCAAUUUCCCGGCUUUUCUGCCUGUUAUGCAAUUCGGUGGUCAGCAUGGUGGGGUUCCGACUUUUGGAAUGGCUUUUCCAGGAAUAUUCCAGUCUGAAAAUGGUGUUGGAAAUCCGGAGAUGACAUGGAUGCCAGUUUUGACUGGUCCAGGAGGUUUAGGGGCUUCAUACAGUCCACCGUAUGCUGCUAUUGAUGGUUCUUACCAAGCACACAAGCCAGGGUUACCUUCCUCUGCAGGAUCCUCCAGCAAAGGGAAUAGUACUAAUAACCUUAAUGACCUGGAGAAACUCGGGGAGAGGCCUGAGGUUACAGAGAGUGGGGUUUCAAAACGGCAAAACAACAAUCCAAGCAAGCACCCUCGUAGGUACUCGGAGAUGAGCUUUAGCAAGUGA
This is a messenger RNA of Thlaspi arvense, 1815 nucleotides long. The record is from the annotation of a GenBank genome assembly. NCBI's taxonomy places the organism in Eukaryota, Viridiplantae, Streptophyta, Magnoliopsida, Brassicales, Brassicaceae.